CCUUGGUUACCACCUAGUUCUCCCGACAUUAUUAUGGUGCUAUGUAUUUCCACUAUUCCUUCCACAAAAGAAAGAGAGAGAAAAACACGAAACCAAAAUAAAAUAUAACUAAAAGACGGAAAGCAAUAGAAAAGAAAGGGAAGGAAAAGGGGGAAAGGAAGAGAGAAAGAAAGACUUUGGAGCACCACCGCACCGAUGCCGAUGUGACAUGUUCUACAGUCCGAAUCUUCUCUCCUCCCUCACUCUAGCCUAAGUUAGAGAGUUCACCACUCUCACUCUCGCCAAAUGAAAUGACUCACUGAGUCACCUCGUCUCCCCCGUUCCUUCUUCUUCUUCUUCCAUUCGAUUCUCUUCCUUUUUGAACAAUAGAUAGGUAGAUAGAUAGAUGGGUUGCACGGCCUCCAAGCUCGACAACGAGGACACCGUCCGCCGCUGUAAGGAGCGCCGCCGUCUCAUGAAGGAAGCCGUCCACGCUCGCCACCACCUUGCCGCCGCCCACGCCGAUUACUGCCGCUCCCUCCGCCUCACCGGCUCUGCCCUCUGCUCCUUCGCCGCCGGCGAACCCCUCGCCGUCUCCGAACAAACCCCCGCCGUCUUCCUCCACCCUCCCCACUCCUCCACCAAUUCCAUCCCUCCACGUGUCCCCCCUUCUCCUUCUCCUUCGCCUUCCCUCCACCCUCCCCCGCCUCCCCCUCCCUUUUCCCCUUCCAUCGCCAGCUCCAAGCUCCCCCACAUCCUCUCCGCCUCCAGCCUCGACGCCUCUUCCAAUCGCCACCGCCGCAAGCAGCAGCCGCCGCCGCCGCCCAAACUCCCCCACAUCCUCUCCGAGUCCAGCCCUUGCUCUUCCCCUGCCCGCAGCGAGAAAUCCAAUUUCACCACCGCCUUCCCCACCGCCUACCAAGCCGAUUCCAACUACUCCCGCACCCCCUCCCAAGCCUCCUCUGUUUGGAACUGGGAGAAUUUCUACCCUCCGUCCCCUCCCGACUCCGAAUUCUUCAACCACAAAACUCCCCCGCCGCCGCCGCCGCGACACCAGAGUCACCACCUCGACGAGGCCGAUGACGAGAGGACAGAGGCUGAAACCGAACGGUCAGAGUACGAUUUCUUCCAGAAGCCGAGCUACCCGCAUCUGAUGGAAAACCCCACCGCCGCCCACAAGCAGUACAGUGCCGUCGACCCAGAGUUGGAGAGGGAAGAAGUUCAGUGUAGCGAGUGGGGAGAUCACGAUCGCUACAGCACAACGAGCUCCUCCGACGGCGGAGUAGAAGACGACGACGACGAAGCGGCCAGAUCCGGGAUCGGGACGAGGUCGAAUUUCGGGGGAUCGAUGCGGGCGGAGUCUGUAAAGCAUCAACCUCAGCAGAAUCAGAAGCAGCCGACGCCGCCGCCUUCAAUUUAUCGGAACGCGGAUGGAGCGGGCUCGUCGGCGAGUUUUAGGACCAGUGAGAUGUCGGAUAUGAAAAUGGUGGUGAGGCACAGGGAUCUGAAGGAGAUUGUGGAGGCUAUUAAGGAGAAUUUUGAGAAUGCUGCAGCCGCCGGCGACCAGGUGUCGGAGCUGCUCGAAAUCGGGAGAGCGCAGCUGGAUCGCAGUUUCAGUCAGCUGAAGAAGACCGUUUACCACUCUAGCAGUGUGUUGAGCAGCUUGAGCUCGAGCUGGACUUCGAAACCGCCAUUGGCGGUAAAGUACCAGCUGGACACUGCGGCGGCAGGGGCCACGAGAAGCCUCUGCUCCACAUUGGAGCGGCUUUUGGCCUGGGAGAAGAAACUCUACGAGGAAGUUAAGGCCAGAGAAGGUGUCAAGAUUGAGCAUGAAAAGAAGCUGUCGACCCUCCAGAGUCAGGAGUAUAAAGGGGGCGAUGUAACUAAGCUAGACAAGACUAAGACCUCAAUCAAGAAGCUGCAGUCUCUUAUUAUUGUGACCUCGCAGGCUGUUUCCACCACCUCAACUGCCAUUGUUGGUCUCAGAGACUCCGAUCUCGUUCCUCAGUUGGUCGACCUUUGCCAUGGAUUCAUGUACAUGUGGAGGUCGAUGCACCAGUACCACGAGGUCCAAACAAACAUCGUGCAGCAGGUGCGGGGCCUAGUGAACAGGUCGAUGAAUGGCCACUCGACCUCCGAACUCCAUAGGCAAGCCACACGCGACCUUGAGUCGGCUGUCUCGGCCUGGCAUUCCAGUUUCUGCCGCUCAAUAAAAUUCCAGCGCGACUUCCUUCGAUCGGUCCAAACAUGGUUCAAGCUGACCCUUGUCCCAGUGAGCAGCACAGACAACACCACAAAUGGUGCCGUACAACGGUCCGACGUGUACGCCUUCUGCGAUGAGUGGAAGCUGGCCCUGGAUCGUGUCCCCGACACGGUGGCUUCAGAAGCCAUAAAGAGCUUCAUCAAUGUGGUCCACGUGAUAUCGGUAAAACAAGCGGAGGAGCUGAAGAUCCACAAGAGAACCGAGAGUGCAUCGAAGGAGCUGGAGAAGAAGGCGUCCUCGCUGCGCAACAUAGAGAGGAAAUUCUACCAUUCGUAUUCGAUGGUAGGAGUGGGGCUCCCUGAUAACGGGGCGGAGAAUGGACCGGCGGGGCUGGAUGCUCGAGAUCCACUGUCGGAGAAGAAAUCGGAGCUUGCGGCGUGUCAGAGAAGGGUGGAGGAUGAGAUGGUGAAGCAUGCUAAAGCAGUGGAGGUUACUAGAGCGAUGACGUUGAACAAUUUACAGACAGGGUUGCCGGGGGUUUUCCAGGCGUUGACUAGCUUCUCUGCAUUGUUUACGGAGGCGCUUGGGACGGUAUGCACCCAUUCCUACGGUAUCAAGUAGUGGUGCAAUUUUUGUUUUACUUGGUUUGUUUAUGGGGUGGGGAAGUUUGUUUUGUAAGGGCCGGGGAAAAUUUUCCUUUCUAUUUUGGAUGGGGAAAGUAUCAUCAUUAUAUUUUUGACAUGUAAAUAUAUGGCUGUUUCGAUUUUGGCGAUAUAUGUCUUUUGUUGUUGUUGCUGCUACUCUUGAUUUGGUUGGAAAGGAGAGAAAUGGGGACUCUCUGUACAUGACAGGAUUGCUACUUUGCAUUUGUUGUACUAGAGGAGGUGGAAUAAAUUAUGCUGCCUGCCUGCCUAAUGUGCAUCUGUUUUCUUAAUGAAUGAAC
This is a messenger RNA of Linum tenue, 3125 nucleotides long. NCBI's taxonomy places the organism in Eukaryota, Viridiplantae, Streptophyta, Magnoliopsida, Malpighiales, Linaceae. The record is from the annotation of a GenBank genome assembly.